Sclerotinia sclerotiorum 1980 UF-70 is the source of this 417-nucleotide messenger RNA. RefSeq lists its product with no specific name. Bases 1 to 417 code for a protein of 138 amino acids. The record is from RefSeq and is a predicted model, not a curated record. NCBI's taxonomy places the organism in Eukaryota, Fungi, Ascomycota, Leotiomycetes, Helotiales, Sclerotiniaceae. The transcript is spliced from 2 exons.
AUGGAGGCAUCUCCCACUGAUCAACAUGAUGUUCCCAUCCAAAUAUCCAUCUCAGAUGUUACUUCAAUCGACAGCGAACCAUCAAGCCCACCAACCAUCAGCUUAAAAGUAACACUGCGUAACACCUCGGACAAACCUGUCUCCUUUCUUCGAUGGUCUACUCCCUUCGACAUACGAGCUGUUCCUAUGGGAAUAUUUAAAUUUCAAUCCGUCGCAAGUGGAGAUUUUGCACCUUGUCUAGAAUUGAAACUCAACCGAAAGAUUCCAAGAGAAGGUGUUUUCUCGGAUGAUGAUAUAAUUACCAUUGACGCGGGUGCCGAGGAAUCGAAGACUAUCGAGAUAAAGGCUCCUGAGGUUGUGUUGGCAAGAGGAGAGAAAGAGGAUUUUGAGAGUGAGGGUGUAGAAAUUGAGGUGUAA